AUGAAUGCUGUCCAUCAUAUCGAUGAAUUAGUUAAAGAAUAUCUAUUGUUUCGAGGAUUUUCAAAUACUUUCCGUGCAUUCGAACAGGAGAGCAGAAACGACAGGGAUAAAGGAUUUCAGGCUGACAAAAUUGUUGAAGAGUUAUAUUCAUUUAUAAUAAAUAGCGAUAUCAAUGGGCUUAUUGAUUAUUGGCGAUAUCUUGAUGUGCGAUACUUUUCUCGAUUAGAUGGACGUUUCCUUGGAGCUGUGAACAAGUUUGAAUUAUGUCUUUUAAGAUAUUAUCUUGUAUAUGCUGCUCAACAAAAGAGGAAAGAAAAGAUAAUGGAAUUUUUUGAUACGGCCGGGCCAGAAUUAAGUUCCAAUCCGGAAUGGACAAAAUGGUUUGGCCUUCCAUUCUCCAAGAGUCCAGCGACAGAUCCAAAUUUUGAAACGUUUUUUACUAAACAGUGGCUAGAGACAUUUACGGUGUCUCUUCAUAAUUUCCUUAAUACUAUUUUUCAAAACAUGCCAUUGCCUGCUCUCUUGUGUUUCAACAUUGACAGGUUACAAAUACGGGCAAUGCAGACAGAAAUAGAAACUCUUCAAUCAGUGAUUGAGAAUUUGAAAACGGAAAUUGAACCUGGCGGUGAUAUUGAAGUAACAACGAACACGAAAAAAAAGACGAGAGCUGAUGCAUCAACUGCAUCCAAGUCAAGAAAACGCGCUGUUUCGAUGCAAGAAGGGAAAGAACGAGAGUCAUCAUUGAUUGAACGACUAUCACGAGGAAAUAAUUCUACUCAUAGUAUUACAUCAAAGUCUUUACAUGACGGUGAUGCUUCUCGUUCUUUAUUCGAUCUCGAUCGAAGUGGCACACCGAUAUCGGAUCAUGCUACUAUGGACGAGGCUGUAUUGGAGGGCACGCGCGAGGAAAUCGCCGACGCCGUUGAGACAACCUAA
Paraglomus occultum is the source of this 936-nucleotide messenger RNA. NCBI's taxonomy places the organism in Eukaryota, Fungi, Glomeromycota, Glomeromycetes, Paraglomerales, Paraglomeraceae. The record is from the annotation of a GenBank genome assembly.